AUGGUCGUUGACUCCGCACAUUGUAUUGGCAUUCUCAGCGUAAACCGUAGCACUGUGUUCGCAUCGCUACAAAGCUCAUACCGGUUCUUAGGGAACUCCAUUUUCUCCUUACGUGUCUCACCUAUUAGGACGAAGAGCAGUCAUGUUUAUCAGGGCAGCCGUCAUCACCCAAGCCUCAUGUACGAAGUCUUCCUUGGCACCCGUGUGCUUAUCGGCUUAGGGAUCGCCUUUUCCAUCAAUGCUACUCCCUUACUCAUCAGCGAACUUAGUUAUCCAACGCAUCGCGGAAAAAUGACCUCUCUGUACAAUUCGUUGUGGUACUCUGGCAGCGUCAUUUCGGCUUGGAUCUGCCUAGGAAGUUAUGAUGAUUCGGGGACAUCAGCGUGGUCAUGGAGGGUCCCUUCAUUCGUUCAAACAGCCAUUCCUAUCAUUCAGGUGUCGCUAAUAUGGUUUAUCCCAGAGUGUCCUUGUUUUCUAAUGGCCAAAGACUUGGUCAGCAUCCACGAGGAUACCUUCCAUCAAGUGGAUCGUACAACGUUCAUCGUUUAUUUUCAGGAAUUGCAAGUUGCCCGUGUCUUCGUCCAGUGCCAUGCAAAUGGGGGAGACGAACGCACCCCUCUAGUGGCUUCUGAGUUGGCUCAAAUCCGAUAUGCUUUGAACCUCGAACGAGAGUACGCCUCCGGCAAAUCCUACCUGAGGUGCUUCUCGACUCCCGGCAACAGACAGCGCAUCUUUACCAUCAUAUGGAUCGCAGUAUUCUCGCAGUGGAGGUUUGAUCAAUUUCGUUCUGGUUUGAUGAUUGUCGUUGAUCUUCGUCUGGUGUCGUAUUACUUCAACAUAGUCUUGGAUAGGGUCGGGAUCACCCAGACUAGAACGAAAGCAGCCAUUAACGGCGGUCUGCAGAUUUUCAAUUUAGCUAGUGCGCUGGUAGGCGUGAUGGUGGUGGACAAACUAGGGAGAAGGAAGACUUUCUUGAUUUCAAACAUUGGCAUGCUGACGGCUUUCUCUAUGUGGACGGUCACGACUGCUCUUUUCAGCCAGUCCGGAAAUGUGGCAGCUGCGAGAGCUACCGUGCCGCUCAUUUUCAUAUACUCUUUCUUCUACGACUUGGCGGAUACUUCGAUGCUUGUAAUGUAUACGCUCGAGAUCCUGCCUUAUAACAUCCGUGCCAAGGGGUUUGUAAUCAUGAACAUCGUUCUCUAUUCGACCAAUGCUUUCAACUCGCUCGUUAAUCCAGUGGUACUGGAAACCAUAGGAUUGAAAUACUACCUCUUUUACUGCGGAUGGCUUAUAUUGGAACUCCUAUUCGCGAUGGUGUAUAUCAUCGACACGAGAGAAACCGCCGCUUUGUUCGACGGCGUCAAAGUCCGUCGGGGUAUCAUGGAGCGGACAGGUGAAACUGCCAUGAAUCUGGCUACAUACCCCAGACUUCAGGACAAUCCUGAAGCAGGACAGACCUGGAGGAGUUCUGCUUCGCCAUCGCAUUUCGAAGCUCAAACUGGAGAAUCUGUUGUUGCGUUUGCCAGAUAAAUUUGUGAUGACAGUUUCAUGAUUAUUGUAUGUAGUAAGCGCGCUCAAAUGCUGCAGAGUUGUGUAUUUUUUGAAUCCGCUGAUUGGGGCGAUCAGACAGAAAGCACUGCAGGGUAGGCUCGUGACCGGGCGUGUUGUUCUGAUUGGGUUUCUAGGUCGUUUUGUCGAUGUUGUG
Molecule: messenger RNA, 1705 nt
Organism: Suillus discolor
Lineage: Eukaryota; Fungi; Basidiomycota; Agaricomycetes; Boletales; Suillaceae
Product: general substrate transporter
Exons: 12
Coding region: 1-1530 (509 amino acids)
Biological process (GO): transmembrane transport; carbohydrate transport
Cellular component (GO): membrane
Molecular function (GO): carbohydrate:proton symporter activity
Source: RefSeq, a predicted model, not a curated record